Messenger RNA from Sphaeramia orbicularis (orbiculate cardinalfish), 2056 nucleotides. RefSeq names its product Spi-1 proto-oncogene b (gene spi1b). Gene Ontology annotation, biological process: cell differentiation; regulation of transcription by RNA polymerase II. The record is from RefSeq and is a predicted model, not a curated record. The transcript is spliced from 5 exons. Gene Ontology annotation, molecular function: DNA-binding transcription factor activity, RNA polymerase II-specific; sequence-specific DNA binding. Gene Ontology annotation, cellular component: nucleus. Bases 338 to 1138 code for a protein of 266 amino acids. Lineage: Eukaryota; Metazoa; Chordata; Actinopteri; Kurtiformes; Apogonidae.
CUCUGACAAAUCAUCAAUGGCCAGGGACCUUCAGCAGACACACUCCAUUGCUCACACCCACACGAAUUUACAGAAGUCAAACGUUCCUUUUUCAUUUCUCAGCCCAACAUUGGCCCUUGUUUAUUUUAUUGCAUCUUUUUUUUUUUCAGCUGAAGGCCUCUGAGUUUAAGUCAUAAGUGUGUGUUAUUCCAUAACAGAGAGAGAGAUUUUUUGGUUUUCGUUGACUGAGAGGAAAUUUUGAAACAUUGUGCAAUGGUGCCGCAAAAGUUUUGAAAGAUUGUGAGAGCGUUUGGCCAGCGUAGCAUCUGCGAGUCGGUCUGUUGGAGAAGAGGUCUCCAUGUUGCAUCCAUACAGAAUGGAGAGCUACCUCAUCCCACCUCACUCAGAAGAAAUAUAUGACCCUGAAAUCUACAGGCAUCAAAUGGCAGAAUAUUAUAAUCCAUAUGUUUUGCAUAUGGAUGAUACAGAAAUCCAGGCAGAUCACUGGGACUAUCACCCUCACCCACAUGUGCACCCAGCAGAGUUUGAAAACCUCCAAGAGGCCAAUUUUACAGAGUUGCAGAGUGUGCAGUCUCUCCACCCGUCCGGCCUCAUACGACACGACGCCAUAAGAUACGAUGCAGAAAAUCUGCUGGAUCCUGCUCUCGGGGCACAUGCUCAUGUGUUACAGCAGCCAGUAGCGUUUUUUCCUCGGACUGUGUUUCCACAUGUGUCGCAGCGCAGCUCUGAUGAUGAAGAGCACGGAGGACGAAGCCCCCCGCUGGAGGUGUCGGAUGAGGAGUGCCUAAGAGACCGCAUGCCUUAUGUCACACCUGGAGAACUCGGAAAUAAAAAGAAGAUCCGUUUGUACCAGUUCCUUUUGGACCUUUUAAGAAACGGCGAUAUGAAGGACAGUAUCUGGUGGGUGGACAGAGACAAAGGAACGUUCCAGUUUUCCUCUAAACACAAGGAGGCUCUGGCACACCGGUGGGGCAUCCAGAAAGGCAACCGCAAAAAAAUGACCUAUCAGAAAAUGGCUCGUGCUUUGCGCAACUAUGGCAAAACUGGAGAGGUGAAAAAGAUAAAGAAGAAGCUGACGUACCAGUUCAGUGAUGAGGUGCUGGGGAAGACUCAUCUAGAGAGGAAGUCUUAUAUGUAGGAAAGGAAAGGAGAGAGGUUUCUAAUGUAAAAAUACAGUCUUCCUACUACUGAUGUACGGUUUAAUUAAUGACAAAACCAGCUGAUUUAGAAGACUGAAAGCACACAGUGGCUUAUUCUUGAUAAUAAAACAUUUUGGGGACCACUUCGUCUUCAUCUUGUGGCCUCUGAACUAGACUGGAACCGCAUCUAAACUCUGGAAAGUUUGUAGCACUCGAAUAUUAAACAGUUAAACAGAAAUGGUUUGCAUUGUUAAUUGUUAAUGUACAGAAAUGUAACACGUAGCUACUGUUUUUGUGUUUUUAAAGUAUGAAAAACUGUAUAACAUGCAGAAAUUGUUGUCCUGUAGACCCAGUGGGCAAGGAUGGAAAUGUAAGACAUGUGUAAAACAGCUGUAAAACAAGUCAAACAGCAAGGCAGAUGCAUUAAAGGGAUAAAACUGGAAAAAAAAUUUGUGGUGUACACAUAGUAUCCAAUGAUACAGCUUCUCCUUUUAGAAUAUGUACAAUAUUUAAUUCACCUUAGAAAUAAGCUCAGCCUGUACAACCACAUAAAAGCCACUAAAGGAGCCCGACCUCCUGUUCUGAUCCAUCGAAGUACGCAUAAACAACCCCCAAUGCCGGUGUUAAACCCAUGUAACCGCUAUGAUUGUACAUAUACACGGUACCAACACUGAUCUUUUGUAUUUAAAGCAGAAAACACGCCGUUAUGUUGGGUGUGGUCAGGAGUGCUAUUUACACGAUCACACAGAUUGCAUACCAGCGACGCAGCAGCUCAGAUUAUCAGACUGGAUCUACUGGACUCAGUGUGAUUCAAUGAGGAAACACGUUCCAUUAAAUCAGUCAUGUGCCUGAUCACUGUUUGUACUCACCUGGUAUAUCACACUUUGUAUAUAACAAUAAAAAUCAAUUGAAACAUU